UCCUGCAAUUUCUGGUCGGCCUUUGCACUCCUGGGCAGGGUUGCUUCUCUCUCCGUGCAGACAGAAUGGAGACUGGGGUGUUGGCUGAAGAGCUGACCUGCAGUGUGUGUCUGGGGUUGUUCCAGGACCCUGUGGCAUUACCCUGCCAGCAUAGUUUCUGUGCCAAAUGCAUCAGUGAUGUCUGGAACCAUUUAGGAACUCCGAACAGAGUCAGCUGUCCUCAGUGUCGCAGAAUGUUCAACCCCAGACCCAGCCUGGUGAAAAACCACACACUGCAGAACAUCGUGGAGAAAUACAUCCAGAGCCAGGCUGCCACAGCUGCUGCUACUGCCACAGGUGCCCAGUCGGCCACCGUGAUGUGUGAGUACUGCAUCGACACCCCAACCCCAGCUGUGAAGACCUGCCUCAAAUGCGAAACCUCCUUCUGUUCCCCCCACCUGCAACCGCACUUGACCAAGCAGAUUUACAAAGAGCACAGUCUGAUCGAGCCCAUUGCUGACCUCACAAGAAGGCAGUGCCCAAGUCAUAAGAAGGUCCUUGAGUUCUACUGUGAGCAGGACAAGGAAUGUGUGUGCGUAUCCUGUACCAUCAUAGGGAGUCACAAGUCCCACACUCUGGUGAGUCUGGAGAAGGCACGGGACAAGUUAAAGUGGGAACUGAAGGCAGAGGUGGGGAAGCUUCAAACAAUUCAGAACAAUUGGACAAGUGAACGUCAGAAGCUGAAGGAUUAUGAAAGUGAAAUUAAGAAACACAGUAAGGAGCUGAAGGGAAAACUGUCAAAUGAGUUCUCCAAUUGGAGGAAGCAGUUGGAAGAAGAUGAAAAGUCGGCACUAAAGCUGAUCGAUGAGGAGGAGAAUCGAGUGCUCUCCAAGAUCAAGAGCUUCUCUGAUUCAAUGGGGGAAAAGAUUGAAAAAAUUCAAAUAAUAGACAAGGAAGCCCAGAAUCAAGAGCGCAAGGAUCCUUUCUCCUUUGUUCAGGAUGUGAAGCAGCUUCUUUCAAGGUGCUCAAAACUUGCUAAUGACACACUAGUCUCAGGAGGCACUGCGUGUAACAGUUUCAAUAACUUUGGCUAUGUGGAUCACUAUCAACCCUACAAUCCGGCUGCCAGACCCUCACAACAUUAUUAUGAAGAUUUCAACACAGAAGUUGAUGCGUGGAACAGUUACUCACAAUUUGGCUACGUGAAUCCAAGUCAAACCUUCAUGCAGACUCUCGGAACCUCACUAUCUCAGGAUAUCACCGUAAACUUCUCCAGACUCACCAGUGUGAUCCAAAAUCAGAUGGCUGGAUAUGAAAACUACCAGAGAAACAUAACCGGCGCUAUCAAUGAAAAAUCUCGUCAGUUAAGCUGUUACAACCAAACUGCCAAAUGUAACCAACCCAACGACAAUUACCUUUGGUAACAUUCAACUAUGUAAGGAAAAAAUCAGAGUUUCUUGGUAUACUUAUGUGUGUGUGUGGUGCGCUGUGCCUUUUGUCAGGGUGUAUUGAAUGUUUGCAGCACAGGUUUGACCAAAUAAGUGAGGAGGGAUAUUUGUGUGAUCCACAGUAACUGGCUGUAAUCUCUCUGGACACCUACUGCUCCUGUUGCUUCAUUUCAGCACAGUGCACCUCCAACAGGGAUUGGGAGGUCACUGACAGUAAAUCUGUGGGCCUGCUUCCUGUCCAGUCUUUCCCUUUCUUAGGAAGUGUUAUUGCACCUUAUUGCACUGCACUUUCUCUGUAGCUGUGACACUUUACUCUGUACUGUUAUUGUUCUUACCUGUACUACAUCAAUGCACUCUGUACUAAGCCAUUGUAACUGCACCGUGUAAUGAAUUGACCUGUACGAUCGGUAUGCAAGACAACUUUUUCACUGUACCUCAGUACAAGUGACAAUAAUAAACCAAUACCAAUGCCAGUCCUUCAGCUGCAAGGAUGACUCACAGUCUUAGUCCAAUGGCAAUGUCCAAUACAAUUGGAAACCAGGUUCUGCUGCACAGACUGCGCAUGCACGCACGCACAUGCGCACGCACGCACGCACACACACACACACGCAUAGGUGCACACACACAUACAUACACCCCACACAUGCACACAAAGCAUAGGCAUCCACAGACAUACACUGUACAUACACAAAGUACAGACACACACAUACACAUGCAGAAACACACACACAUGCAUGCAGAAAUACACACACAUACACACAAAGCACAGACAUCCACAGACACAUACAUGCAGAAAAUUCAGACACACACAAACGGCAGCUUGGUCGAAAGUGAUGGACUUUAGAGGAGAGAGAGGUGGAGGGACAGAGUUUUACCAGGCGAAUUAUUGAGCUAAGGGCUUUCACAACAGCAAAUACAGCUGCCAAUGGUGGAGCAACCAAAUUCCAUAGUGGGUAGAGAGCUUGGAUCUCACUUGUAGGACUUCAAGAAGUUUCAAGAACUGGAGAGGUGUUACUAUGAAUACAUAGGGUGAUAGAGUAAUACAGCAUGGAAACAGGCCCUUUGGCCCAACUGGUCCAUGCUGACCAAGAUGCCCAUCUAAGCUUGUCCCAUUUGCCUGUGUUUGGCCCAUAUCCCCCUAUAAACCUUUCCUAUCCAUGUACCAGAUGUCUUUUAAAUGUUGUAAUUGUAGCUGCCUCUAUAGCCUCCUCGAGGAGCUCGUUCUUUGUACCCACCAACUUCUGUGAGGGAAUGAGAAGGAAGAGAAUGUUUAAAUAACCCAAAUAAACUUUUAAUAAAUCCAAUAGACUUGCUAUUCAAAGAUAUUGGUAAAUUGGUUUAUUACUGUCACAUGUACCAAGUCGUGGGCACGCUAUGUUUGCGCUGGAAGCGUGGCGACACUUGCGGGCUGCCCCCAGAACACACCACGCAAAAUGCAUUUCACUGUGUGUUUCGAUGUACAUGUGACUAAAAAGAAAUCUUAUCUUAUUUAUCCAGUGAAAAACUUUGUUUUGCAUGCCAUUCACAAAGAUCAUUUCAUUAUGUCAGUACAUCGAGGUAGUACAAAGGAAAACAACAACAGGAUGCAGAAUAAAGUGUUACAGUGACAGAGAAAGUGGAUUGCAGGCAGGUAAUAAGGUGCAAGGCCAUAAUGAGGUAGAUUGUGUGGUCAAGAGUCCAUCAUAUUGUGCUAGGGAUCCGUCAAUAGUAUUAUAACAAUGGGAUAGAAGCUGGCUUUAAGCCUGGUGGUACGUGCUUUCAGGCUUUUGUAUCUUCUACCCAAUAGAAGGGAAGGAGAAGAGAGAAUGUCCGGGGUGGGUGGGGUCUUUGUGUUGGUUGCUUUACCGAGGAAGCGAGAAGUGUAGACAGAUUAACAAAUGAUAAACAAAUCAUUAACUUUACAGUAAUCUUGAAUAAUAAACUUAAUCUCUGCCUUACAAAUACUAAACUAUUGCAGCUAUCUGACUUAUUCAUAUAACUUUUUGGAGUCUCUAUCGAUGCUGCCUGCUACUGAAAUAAAUGCUGCCAAUUAUCUCAUUGACCCUUAAUAAAGAAAUGUUAAUUUUGA
Pristis pectinata (smalltooth sawfish) is the source of this 3495-nucleotide messenger RNA. RefSeq names its product E3 ubiquitin/ISG15 ligase TRIM25-like. The record is from RefSeq and is a predicted model, not a curated record. Bases 66 to 1403 code for a protein of 445 amino acids. Gene Ontology annotation, molecular function: zinc ion binding. Lineage: Eukaryota; Metazoa; Chordata; Chondrichthyes; Rhinopristiformes; Pristidae. The transcript is spliced from 7 exons.